CCUCCUCCUCUUCUUGACACCGGAGCGAACCGCGGUAAGGACUGAGAAGUGGCCAAGCUAGAGGUGGGGGAGAGAAAUAGGAGGGGAAAGAAGGAAAAAAACCAACAACAACAAAACCAAACCCACCAAGACAGCAGCCACCAUUUCGCACAACAGGCUGAACCCGAACAAGCAGCCCAACCAAGUGCCCUACAGAGAGAAAGAGACAGAGAUACACACACGAGUUAGACAGGAAAAAAUACCUUGGAACUCCACCAUAGCCACAAGACAUUUAAUCACUCCCUCCCCCCAUACUUGAUGCCUCGUUAUAGCCGCCUCUUCUGCGUCCAGAUCCUGUCAUCUCAACUCCCUCCUGUCCCAGCAGUGGUUCUUUACAGCCCCUCUGUGCCCAAGGCACGGGGAAGGGUAGGCUAUGGCACGGUGGCUAGCGGCUUCUCUGGUCACCCGUUUGUGGCGGCUCCAUCAAGGCAGGGUAAAGAGCUGCCAGCCCAGCUUUUAUGUGGUGCCCCGAGUUUGCGCACUGAAGGAGGCUCGCUCAGCCCCUGGUGGGCGUCGAAUGAAACCCCAGCAGCUGCCUCCCCUCCCUCACCCAGCCAUCGCUAGAGGGGCUGAAGCCAGGGAGGGAAUGCAGUGCGCUGUGUGGGCGGCACACACAGGGAGGGGAUGUGAGGGAAGGGCAGGAGCUCAGCAUAAACAGAGGGGCUGCGCCUGUCUUUCACAUACUUACCUCUUGCUCUGCCUGUGGCUAGUCCAGAUCAGAGCUGCCCCAGACCUGCCCCCACAGGUAUCAUUCACUAAAGGGGAGCCUCACAGGCAAAGCUGGCCCUAGUGCCCCAGUCUCGUUCCUUGGAGGAGAUUCCCCUAGGCAGGCCUGCGCUAAACCUCAGUCACUUGUGGAGACACUUCCUCAGCCAGACCUGCCUCAGGUCUCCACUAAGUGGGGGGGAAGAGGGGAAGAUCCCCUCAGCUAGCAACCCUCCAUCGUUCACCAAAUGGGCUUCAGUCUCAUCCCCGUCUCACUCUGCGUGGGGGAGACUGCCUUGGUCUCGCAGCCUCCCCCCCCCCCAAAGCGCGUGUGGGCCGGCAGGGCUGGGCCAGUCUCACAAGAGGUCGGAGGUAGGCUGGCGCAGGGGCUCACUCGCGGGCAGGCUGAAGACAGGUUUCCAUGUCUGCGUCCCUGCGGAAGACAGGGUCUCGCUAUGCACUUGAGAUCACCCGCAGCAUCAUUUUGGGCCCGAACUCCUGCCCCGUGGACUCCGCUGCACGAUCACCCCAAGUCUCCACUCAGACGCAGUUCCCUCGCCCUUGCGGUUCCCUAGCCUGCCCCUUUCUGGCAUUUUUUGAUCGCAGGGCGCACUCCCUGGCCCUCGGCCCUCGAACAAUUUAAUAUCGUGAGGAAACCCCCUUUGUGAAAUGGACAUGGCACGAGGGAGGACUUAACGGACAAAUACAGGCUCAGGCUGGCCCUCGCCCCCAGCUUAUCUCCUCAGUCUCGGCACUGCUUGGGUGAUGGUUGUCAGGGCCUUCUCGUUCCUUUCCCCUGAGCUCGACUCAGUCUCCGAGCCCUCAGAUUCCCCAGCGCUGGGAUCAUGGCGCCCGUUUUCUCCCUUUGUACCAGCCUCCCCCGACAGCUCCUCAGACUUGCCCAGCUGCAAGAUUGAGGAAUCAUAGAAAAAACUUUUUCAUUAGGAGGGUGGUGAAGCACUGGAAUGGGUUACCUAGGGAGGCGGUGGAAUCUCCUUCCUUGGAGGUUUUCAAGGUCAGGCUUGACAAAGCCCUGGCUGGGAUGAUUUAGCUGGGGAUUGGUCCUGCUUGGAGCAGGGGGCUGGACGUGAUGACCUCCUCAGGUCCCUUCCAACCCUGAUAGUCUGUGUCAGCAGCAGCCACUCCGGGCACGCCUGGGCAGCCCACCCAGCCUGGCCAUUGGCUUCAAUGCAGUCCGCUCCCUCCUCCUCCUCUUCUUGACACCCCGCGGUGAGGACUGAGAAGUGGCCAAGCUAGAGGCGGGGGAGAGAAAUAGGGAGGGGAAAGAAGGAAAAAAAACCAACAACAACAAAACCAAACCCAGCAAGACAGCAGCCGCCAUUUCGCACAACAGGCUGAACCCGAGCAAGCAGCCCAACCAAGCGCCCUGCAGAGAGAAAGAGACAGAGAUAGACACACGAGGUAGACAGGAAAAAAUACCCUGGAACUCCACCAUAGCCACAAGAGGUGUAAUCACUCCCUUCCCCCCACCCUCGAUGCCUCGUUAUAGCCGCCUCCUCUGCGUCCAGAUCCUGCCAUCUCAACUCCGGCCACCCGUUAACGGACGCAGACGGCGCUUCAGCCCACAAGCAAAAUGGCGGCUGUUUGGCUUCGCCUUGGUCACCUUGCCCCUGCCGGGCGGGGCGGGUGCACCCCGUGUCGGGGGAGGGAGGGGAGCGCGGAGGCCGCCAUUUUCCCAGAGAGAGGCAGUGACGUGGAGGGAGGCGGGAGCGGCGGCGGCGCGGGGAUUUGUACCCAGGUCGCGAGGCAAAGGCGCUUCCCUGCAGGGUUCUGGGUACCGAGCCGGCCGGGGGGACCCCUCUGCUCAGUCCUCUUUGCCAGAGCCAGCUGAGGGCUGCGUCCUGCCCAGGCUAGGGACGUCCGCAGUGGGGCCGUUGCUUUGUUUUGGUUGGGAUAGGAAAGGGGCUCAGCUAAGGGGGAGCUGCUGCCUGGCCUGUGAUCGUUACAGAUAAAGCAGCUAUGUCUGUUCAAGUCAUUGAUGGCUCUCUUGAAACUCUACUACCAAGCCAUCUGCAGAAAGUGGAUUUAAAAUACCUGCAAAUGGGUUGUGAUCAGGCCAACAAAUACUUUCAGGGAACAGUUAUUAUCUCCUACCCUUUAACUAAACUUGGAAAUGGAACAGAAUUUUUCAAGAUUGUACUUCAAGAGUCAGAGAAUUCAUGUUCAAAGACCAGCACCAUCAAUGUUUUAUUCUUUGGAAGGUUGGCAGACGAUUGUGGAAAAGUUGUACAUCAAGGGGACACCAUGAUUGUAGCUGGAUUUAACUUGGCUAAGUCACCUUCUGCAAAUGAAGAUGACCGACACUGCUGUCAUCUGGAAGUAUCUGAAGAUGCAGGAUCAACCAUUUACAUUUAUACUAAGCCAAGUACAGUCACUGCUUCAGAAACAGCAUCCAUGCCUGUUGCACCAAAAUACACAUAUACCCCUCUGAGUCAUCUUAAAGGCGGAACUAUAGUCAACUUGUAUGGUGCUGUGAAAUUCUUCAAGCCCCCAUAUAUAAGCAAAGGAACGGAUUAUUGUUCCGUUGUAACAAUUGUGGACCAAUCAAAUGUGAAAUUAACAUGCACGCUUUUUAAUGGAAAUCUAGAUGCCCUUCCAAAAAUCUACAAAAUUGGAGAUAUCGUUCGAUUUCAUAGAAUAAAGAUCAGGGAAUACAAUGAACAGAUGCAGGGGAUUACUGGUAUUGGCUUUGCAUCCUUGACAUUUGAUGGUACCGUAGGAGCACCGAUAGUGCCUCGAACCUCUAGUAAAUCAUACUCUUUCACAGAAGAAGAACAGAAAACAAUAGAAGAACUACGUAUGUGGGCAGCUAGUAAUCUUUCAGUCUGUGGGCCAACAGCAAAAUUGUCUGGUGUCCAGCCAAUGCUGUUUUUUGACCUUACUUGCCAACUUGUAGGGAAAGCAGAAGUGGAUGGAUCUUCCUUUCUUCUCAAGGUAUGGGAUGGUACAAAAUGUCCCUACCCAUCUUGGAAGGUGCUUGUGGAAGAAAGUGACCUUGAAGGAGAUAAAGUUCUCAUCCAUCAGCUGAGAAAUCUGAUUGUAGACAUUCUAGUUUACGAUAACCAUGUUAAACUGGCAAAAUCACUGAAGGUUGGAAGCUUUCUGAGAAUUUACAGUCUGCAUACAAAACAAGCCAGUGCUGAGAACCAGCCUGAUGUUUCCUAUGUAGAAUUUCAUCUUCAUGGUGGCACCUGUUAUGGUCGAGGAAUUAGGGUUCUGCCAGAAAAUAAUCCAGAUGUCAAAGAACUAAAAGCAUUCAUGGAUUCUGUGAAUCUCACAGAGAGUCAAAACAUGGAGAGCAUGUCUUCACUGGAAUUGGAUGGCAUUUUUGGCAGUCUAUCAUACCAGUCAUAUUCAGAGAGAUGCCAGCAGUUGUCUGUUACAGUAUUAACAGAUCAUCAGCAUUUAGAUGACACAGCACUGAAUACUAUUUUGAACAGCACUGCUCCUCAACAGUAUCGCAUUAGAGCAAAACUGAGAACUUUUAAACCCCAGAAGCUCUAUCAGUCUGUUAAACUUUAUUGUUCAAAAUGCAACUCACUGCAAGAAGUUCCAGAUGGAGAUGAUUUUGACUUAAUAUUAAGAGACUGUGCAGCUACAGCUACAAAUCCAAAAGUACAUAAUUCAUUGUGGUAUGAUUCUGCAGUGUGGGAUACAGAAAAUCAGGGGCAAAGAAAAAUAGCUGUUCAUUUUGUAAAACAUGAUGAGCUGCUUCAAGAGCCAGAAGAUACUUUAAUUAUGGUACAAGGAGGGAUGCUAAAAGAAAUCAAAAAACUUUCAAGAAGAUUUAAAUGUAUUAUACCUGUGAGAUCCACAAAAGAAGAUCUUGAGUUACUAGACCUUUCAGCUCCCUUCCUUUUGCAAGGGAAAAUAUGGCAUUAUGGGUGCAAAGAGUGUUCAAAUCAGAAGACUAUCCAGAGUCUCAGUUCCCUUGCAGAAGAAGAACCAUCAUGGGAGCCCACUGAAAUAGCCCGAGUUUUAGGUAUUGAGCCACUCCAGUAUGUCUUUGUUAUGAAGUUUACACUUGAUGAUGGCACAGGAACACUGGAUGCAUACCUCUUUGAUUAUGAAAAGUUUUUCCAGAUUCCUGCCUCCGAAGUCCUUACCAGUAGUCUUCUUCAGGAGAAGAUGGAAAUGAUCAUGAAUAUACUUUGUCCUCCAGGAACAAAACUAGAUGACUUGCCAUGGUUGGAAUGCUUCAUCAGGUCUUACAAUGUCAAAGAUGGAAUGGAACAGCAAGUUUGCUAUCAAAUUUUUGACACUAUGGUUGCUGAAGAUGUUAUCUAGUGAUAUGUAUUGCAAUUUAAGAACGUGCAAUUUAUUGAUAUUAUUGAUUACAAAAAAGUUUUGAAGCUAUAAACACCAUAAUAGGUUUUGUAUAACGUUUAAUGUAUCAUGUUCUGUGUUGAGAAAAAUUAAUCAGGAAAACAAAUGCCUUUUUCUGCAUCUCACUUGUGCAUGAAGGUUUUAGCUCUUCUGUUCCUGAAUUAAAAUUAAUUGGACAUAUGCUAAGAGGUAUUUAUUACUUUCUCUGGGCCCAACCCAGUGAGUCAAGUGGUAGUUGAGGUGCUCAGUACUUCAUGGGAUUGAUCACUGCAUGGUUGAAACUGUUAAAAGUAAUUUAAUAUCCAACCAUUCCAAGCUAUUACACAAUUGAAAAUUAUCAAUAAUGUUACUAAACUCCGUUAUGACCUACAGCGUCAAAUUUAAAGGAACAUUGUAAAAUGUAAACAUGUUUUGUAAUGUAUGAAGAACAGUCAGCAUGAUUAUGCUUUGUUUAUUUACCUAUUUUAAUACAAAAGAGUGAUUUGAGCACAGCUGUGGAAAUGGGGCUCUUCCAUUAACUUGUAUUUCCUCACUUUAUUCUGUACAAAUCUAUUUUAGGGUUCUAAAAAACCAUGGGGUUUUUCCUUACUUUAAUUUCUCAUUGAUAUGUAGACUGUAGCAAGCUUUUCCUGCAGUCCUUAUGUGUGCAAGUAGUGUUAUUGACCUCAGUGGAGCUAUAUGCAUGAGUUAGAAUUACUCAUCUGGUUAAGAAUCAUAAAGUCAGGCCAUAAAAGCAGGGAUAUUUAAAAUAUGAAAAUGAAUACUAAUAUUUAUUAGAUUAUAAGGAUGGUAAAGUCGGACUUAUUUGGGGCCAUAUCUGGCAUUGCUGCUCCUUAAAAUUGUAUGUGUAUUUGCAGAGGUUCUUGCACAUAGUUUGGCUAAAUUUAGUGUCCGAUUAUACUGUCUCAAUUGCUUUUCUCUUUUAUAUAAUUGGAUUGGAUGGCUAAAUUUAGAGACAGCAUUUUCAGGCCAACGAGUGACUAGUUGGCUACCACAGUGAAAAAAAUGUGUGCGCUUUUACCUUGCAUUCUAAUAUUUGCCCCAAAUUCAGAAUAAUUUUCUAGAGAAUAAUUUUAAUGUAAAAAUUCUUGUUAGGAGAAUAUGCUUCUUGUCAUCAAGGAAAAAAUUAAAUAACACUUGCACAGAGGACUUUUUUAAAUGGCGCAUGGAGAUAUUUAAAAUAGUGCUAACAGUUGACUAGUACUUUGAUACUAAAUACCAAUGAUUUUACAGUGUUCUAAAAAAUGAUUAGUAGAAUAAGCUAUUAUAUCCACUUAGUUUCAUACAAAUAUCAAUAGAUUUUGUGUUACUUUAAAAAUCACUCUGAGCCAUAGAAACAAUGAGCCAUGAACCUAGAAGUUGUAUGCUUUAUCAAUUAUCAUGUGAGUAGAAGGUACAUUAACAUUGGAAGCCGAUAGUUCACUUUCAAGGAGAGGAAAAACUAUCAGCCUGAUUGAAUGGGACCAUCAGCUUGCCAAGCAAGGAAAAAAAACUGGCAAUAGUUCUGGCAGCUGCUUACCUACCCCUGGCCUGAUGAGAGAUACUGCUAAGUGAAUUAUUUUUAAGACUUGAACACCUACUUGGGUGUCCAGAUAAUUUCAGUGGAAUUUAACUCCUGAAGCGCUCAUCCAUAAGAAAUAUAUGAGAGUUUGUUUGCUAGGUAAUGGAUAGUUUAAUCACAAAAACUAUAGCCCAAACCUCUUUUGGAAUAAGAUUUGUAUAGAAGCCUGUAUUUCUGGUUGUGUUACAUGACAUCACAAACCAUAAUAUGCACUGCCAAUCAUUAUUAGAAAGUAUAUGUUAAAUUGUAAAUGUUUUUAUGUAAAUAAAAAGUCAUGUUCCUGUACAUCAUUGCAAGUAUUAAUAAUAUCUAUUUUAAAGUAACCCUUUUGAAAAGUAAUAGAUCAGAAUAUAUAAGGCUCACACUUCAGUGUAUAUUUGUUUUCCCCAUCUCUAAUGUUUGAGAUUGUUGGCGGAAUGUUUUCAAGUCAUUUUAUGAUUGUACAUAUGGCAUUUAAAGUUGUUUGGCUAUUGAAUAUUAUAAUAUUUAGCUGAUUGAUGAACAUGGUUUAAAAUAAUGCACUCUUUUCUCACACUUAAUUUUUGGAUAUCUAUUCACAAACACUCUCUGCUGCCAAUGGCCUUCACCCAGCAAAGCUCGUUCUUAGAUAAGUUUGUUGAAUUGGAACCCAAAUAGUUAAUUGUCUUACCAGAUAUAUUUUAUUUGAGAUUUUCAGUGCUCGUGGAAGAUGUUGAAUUUGUCAGAACCGAAGAUCACGGUUCACAAAACUUGUCUCAAUGUUGACCUGAAGGAUCCUUCAGUAGAGGUGAUUGAGCUGUGUUCAAUCUCCAUGACUGUUUUAUUCCUUAAUGCUUCUGUGGAGACUGCCAACUUGGAAGCCAAUUGGGAUAGUAGUUUCUGUGACGCAGGCAGUUUCCACUCUGAUCUGAAUUGAGAGCACAAACUCGCACCAACUUACUGUAGGCCACACCGGUUACAGUAAUGACUUUCAGUCACUACCGACCUGAACCAGAUACCAUCUUCUGCAUUGAAGCAAGAAAUUCCAUCUCCCAUUUUCAGGCCCUUAGUCACAUUUCUCUAGUUUCCAAAGCAUAUUUUAAAAAUAAAUCAAAACUGCCUUUCUGAAUUGAGUGAAUGAGAUUGCUGAGAUCCAUCGAUGUUAUAGAAGCUAUCCAUAGAAUUAAAGACGUUUUAAAAUGUUACGUUUACAUUUGAUUAAUGUGGGAAAAAUCAGAAUGCUUUGAAAGGUGAAUCUGAUAUCUGUGAUUUCAAAGCUGAUUAAUGAUUAACCUGUUGAAUUGGAGAUAAUUUACCUCCCAAUGACUUCAUAAAUACCUGCUUCGGUUACCUUUGGUAAAUGAAAUAACCAAACAAUCAUUCAUUUUCUGA
This is a messenger RNA of Dermochelys coriacea (leatherback sea turtle), 8002 nucleotides long. RefSeq names its product protection of telomeres 1 (gene POT1). The record is from RefSeq and is a predicted model, not a curated record. The transcript is spliced from 20 exons. Gene Ontology annotation, cellular component: nuclear telomere cap complex; chromosome, telomeric region. Gene Ontology annotation, biological process: telomere capping; regulation of telomere maintenance via telomerase. Bases 2725 to 5052 code for a protein of 775 amino acids. NCBI's taxonomy places the organism in Eukaryota, Metazoa, Chordata, Testudines, Dermochelyidae. Gene Ontology annotation, molecular function: telomerase inhibitor activity; G-rich strand telomeric DNA binding.